Messenger RNA from Dentiscutata heterogama, 200 nucleotides. NCBI's taxonomy places the organism in Eukaryota, Fungi, Glomeromycota, Glomeromycetes, Diversisporales, Gigasporaceae. The record is from the annotation of a GenBank genome assembly.
AUGGAUCUUGACUGGUGUCUUACUUGCUCUCAACACACUUCGGGUACUUUAUAUUGCUCCGAAGCAUGUCGUAAUCAAGACAUAAAAUAUUCGGCAAAAGCUUUGCUGUCUUCACAAUACCCUUACUCUUUAUAUUCUAAGCCAUAUUCUUCAUAUUCAAUCCCCUUGUCUUCACCAUCUUACUCUCCAUCUUCAUCCGU